UCCUGUUGUCAAAACUGUCGUGUUUGUUUACGAAAAAGGCGAGACACUUGCUGUGAUAAAAUAUCACUUCCCUUCCAUUUGUCACGUCAUGAAAUUAAUAUAUCCAUUCUUGCAACGAUAAAGACCUGUCCUGAUAGUAUGGCACAGACAGCUCUCACCAAAGAAGAAAUUUUUAAAUGGACCCCUUUACGAUUUGCUGAAGAGACAAAUGCUUGGGAUUGGAUUGAGAAGCAGUUGGAAAAUGGAAUUUCUCUAAGAGAACUGGAAGUGACCAGAGAUAAGCUGAAGAAUAGAGAAGCAGCAGUUGGGAUUCUAACCACAAUUUGCAAGGCAGGUUAUUCAUGCCUUUUGAGAUAUGCUCUCAGUGAAGUGCCAUCUCUGGCCAACAUUUGCCUCGAAAUGGAUCAGACUAGACCACUGCAUAUGGCAAUAAGACACCAUCGUCAUAGUAUUGUGCGGUGUCUUAUUAAUACUAAUGCGGAUAUAAAUAUUUGUGAUCUCUCACAGAGAACACCGCUACAUGAAGCUGUAAAAAGCAAUUGUACACAAGCAGUGAGGAUGCUACUGAAUUCUGGAGCUGACAAGGAAAUGAAAGAUAUGGGAGGAAAGACAGCAAUACAAAGAGCAGCUGAGCUUAAACAUACUGCUGUAGUCAAGUUACUUUGUGAUGCUGGGGCUGACAUAAAUGUCAGUCAAAUUUUGGAAGAGAGGCCUUUAUACAUAGCAGCACAAAUGGGAGAUGCAGAGACAGUGCGCCUUCUUUUGGUUUCUGGAGCUAGCGUGUAUGAUGACAGAAAUCAGUCUGCAUUGCAUUUUGCAGCGGUAACUGGCUGUUAUAUUGCAGCACAGACAUUAAUAGAAGCAGGUAUUGAUGUCGAUAUCAGAGAUGCAGAUCAGAUGACGCCACUGCAUCGUGCUGCUGAGCAUGGUAACAGUGAUAUUUGUUCAUACAUGCUAGUCGCUGGAGCCAAUAGAGAAAUUACAGAUAAACAUGGGAAAACCCCGUUGCAGUAUGCAGCUCAGAAGGGACAGACUGCUGUGGUGCAACUUUUGUGUAACCAAUCUGUAGAUUUCAGUGUUAGUGAGCAGUCAAGGAAGAUACUGUUCCUUGCAGCAGAGAGUGGCAAUCAGGAAACUGUGCAGUUACUGCUACAUCAAUUUUCUGAUACCUUUGAUGAACAUAAAUUGCAUGUUCUACUUGCAGCAGCAUGCAGGGGCAGCGAUGUUGCAGUUCAAACUCUGGCAAAAUCAGGAGUGCAUGUGAAUGCACCAAAUUUGUUUGGAAGGACAGUUCUGCAUGAAGCUGCAGGCAGUUGCAGUGCAGAAACUGUAUGCACACUGCUUGAUGCUGGGGCUGAUGGAAACGCAAUGACCAAUGAUGGUAGGACACCUGCACAUUUUGCUGCUGCAUCUAGCAAGGCAGACACCCUGAAAUUACUAAUAGCCCAAAAUGUUGAUAUUAACAUUACAGAUAUUUCUGGAGAGACACCACUUCAUUGUGCAGCAAAAUGUGGCAGUAAAGAGUGCAUAAACCUUCUACUGGAUGCUGGUGCUGAUCCAUUCGCAAUUACUGACAGUGGUAUGACAGCAUUACACUUUUCAGCAGCAUCUGGAAAAUGUUGUGCUGUUGAGUUACUCUUACUGAGCAACAUCAGCCCUAAUGUUAGGGAUAAGAAAGAUCGAACUCCCUUACACUUUGCUGCAGCUUCAGGGUGUCUUGAAACAGUGAGAACACUUUUUGACAAAGGAUGUAAUGUAGAGUCUACUGAUAAGGAUGGUAGGACACCAUUGCACUGUGCAGCACAACGAGGACAUUCUGAAAUAGUGGAGUUUCUUUGUAAGAAAGGCGCAGAUGCCAAUGGGGGAAAGCAGGAUAAAUGGACAGAAAAACCAAUUUAUUUAGCUGCAGAAAACAACAACAUAAAGAGUGUUCGUGCUCUUUGUCAAGUGUACUCUCUUGGCUGUGAUGAAUAUAAGCGAACUGUAUUGCAUAAAGCAGCCAUGAUUGGUAAAGAUGUGGUAGUGCAGACGUUGGCAGCUGCAGGUGCUGCAGUCAAUGCACAAGACAGUCAUCUUAAUACACCUCUUUUUCUGGCUGUUGCAUGGUGCAAUAAGGACACUGUAAGUGCACUGCUACGAGCAGGGGCUGAUGUAAAUAUGACAUGUACAAAUGGUUGGACAGCUUUACACUGUGCCGCAUCUUUCCAGAAAACUCACCUUGUUCAGAUGUUAAUGGAAUGGGGUGCUGGAAUAAAUGUACAGGAUGACUAUGGACAAACACCACUUCAUUGUGCAACUGACAGUGACAGCCUGGAAACAGUAAGAAUUUUGGUUGAAUCUGGUGCCAGGAAGGAUAUCAAGGAUUGUUGGGGGGAAUCUCCAUACGAUAUUGCUAAAGAUAAUACAAAUUACGCAUUGAUGAGACUUUUAAAAGAUUAAAAAUGAUAUAGUCAUAGUAUUUCAUUGACUUAUUGUACAAAGACUGGCACUGAACUUAAUCCCUUUUGUACAAAUGCACUGAUCUAUUUUGUUUAACUGGUGUUAAUCCUUCUGGGUGACAAGUAACAUUGUAUUUCUGUUAUGUGGUUAUUAAUAUAAACGAAAAACAAUUUGUGUUGUUAUAAUAUAUGUAUUGAUCGAUUGUGUAUGUAAUACACAUGACACAUCAAGAGCUUCUGUCACUUAGUGUUCAGCUAAUUCAGUUUCAUUGUUUAUGCAACUGUAAAGUAGCUGUUGAGUUUAACAUGUUAAUCUCUCAAUUGUUUGUGGUCCAGGUGGUUAAAAAUGACAAGUUACUAGGAGAAUUCUCUUCAUUUUCUAUGAAUGCUUAAAUUUUGUUAGCACAUUUUUGUGUUGCAAUUCCACAUACAUUUUUUUAAAAUUUCCGUUACUCUAUUUUUUAUUCUAUUCUUGUUGAGAAUUUGCACAAAAGAAUCAAUUGAAAUUAUAUUAAAGAUAUAUUUUGUAUUUGCCAUUUUAGUUCUAUCUUACUUCACUACUGCAUGAUGUUAAUAUGUGAUAAUUAUGUUCAUAAAUUACAAGCAGUGAAGAUAAAGUUGAGAAAAACUAUAAAUGCUGGAAGUUAUGAGCUAGGCUAAUGAUUCUUGGAGUUAUAAAAUCUGUCUAACAGAGAUCAUAAAUAAUGACAGUUAAUUGAAAUGGAACACAUGUUGCCAACAUGCUCAGCAGUCAAAAGAUUCAGGGUACAGGAUAGCAUUGUAAGCAUCCAAGGUAAUGAAGAAUAGAGCAUACCAAAGAGAAAAAUGAUAACUUAUAGUGAAGAACUGUAUUUUCACUAAUUUGAAUGGGGAGAAAAGACUCAUAUGUACUGGAAAAAAGAGAAUACAAAAAUCUGCUAGAUUUAUGGUAACUGAAGUGGGAAAGGGAGGAGGAGUCAGAAAUAUGCAAAGAAGCUGUAAAAUAAGUGUCAUAAAUCUUAGCACUGUACAGCAGGAUUCAAAAUAGGAUUUUGUAGAAAACAUAUACAAAUCUAGUAAAACCAAAUGCAAUGAGAAGAAUACAUUGAAGGCUUAUGAAAAGGCAAAAAAUCGUUGUCUAAAGUGACAAGGAAAGAGACAGGCAAUGAUCUGGAAAACUGAUACUAUUCAGAUUAUACAGAGCAUAGAAUUGCUACGAUCAACAAAGUAGUUAAAGAUACCUUCAGUAUCUUCUGUGUCUAUUAUCUGUGGAAGAUAUAGAAUCAAAAGGUUAUUCAGCAUAUUUUUUAGUUUCUUCGGGUAGCAUGAGAAAUGCAUUUUCUUCAUCAUGGACAGAAAACAUUAUUGUGCAAUCAAAAGAGCUACUCACACUUAAUGCCAAAUCAUUCGAGGUUUUGUAG
Molecule: messenger RNA, 3838 nt
Organism: Schistocerca piceifrons (Central American locust)
Lineage: Eukaryota; Metazoa; Arthropoda; Insecta; Orthoptera; Acrididae
Product: serine/threonine-protein phosphatase 6 regulatory ankyrin repeat subunit C-like
Exons: 2
Coding region: 139-2439 (766 amino acids)
Cellular component (GO): cytoplasm; nucleus
Molecular function (GO): protein binding
Source: RefSeq, a predicted model, not a curated record